AUGCAAAGCCUCUGGUUUCGAUCCACAUCCUCGACAUGUACUUGUCGAUGCUUGUCGUGCUUAAGCACCAUCUCUAAUGCGGUCUCUAACCGAGCGGCCACGGCCGCCAGCCGUAGACGUCUCUUGGUUGGCAACGGGAUUGCCACGAUUUCCUCCUCAAUUUUUGCAACUGCGGUAGUGGUCGAUGCGGAACUGAAAACGAAACGACGCCUUGAACGGGAAAAGGAAAUCGCAGCAGUGAAGGCUGAAGUGGACAAAAUGAAAGAGGACGAACUUCGCAUACUGGAGUCGUUGGCACGUUCAAGGUGGAGGCCGGUCCGAGGUGUUACGCGACCAGCGAGACGACAAUAUAGUACGGCUGCGAACCCUAUGUCAGAGUAUGCGCGAUACCUGAGUCAGGCUUCCCAGUUACCUGAGGAACAAGACAAUGACUCGACUGUGGUAGAACCGCCUAGCGACCCAGCAGCGUCUUGCGAUCCCGAAACCGAGGAAUUCCGGGAUAUGGAACAGAACCCUUGCGUAAAGCAGUUCUCAGACUUACGGCCGGGGCAAAUAAGGGCUAUGCAGCUACUAGCCAUGAAGGUGCUUGGUAUACAGUUAUUGUUACGGCCUUCAAUCGCGCAUACCUAUGGAGUGAUGAGCAAGCUCUACACCUACGAUUCUCCCCUACACGACAUAAGCGUAGAUAAGCUGCUUUCAGAAUUACAAUAUCUUCGAAAGCGACUUACUUUGAUAAAGUACACCCCAGAUGGUCACUAUGCUGAUAUUUGUGACGAUAUCACUCUCGAGGAUCAUGAUUUGCUCCUUAAACAGAGGGAUGCCGCGACAUUCGAAUUACGGAAAAUGUUCAAUCUCUAUCAGCAUGGGGGCAUUUCUCUCGAUAAUCUCAUUGCCCGGGUAUCAGAGAUGCUUGUAUCUGCAAAGGAGCCGAUACCCCCUAGAGCAAUUGAAAUACUGAUCUCCCAGUUUAGUAGGGCACGGCUAAACGAUGUGGUGAAAAUGGUAAUGGAAACUCUCUUCCUAAAUGCAUACCCCUUGACGGUACCAGUCAUUAUCUCUUCACUGAAUUGGUUCAAUAAAACCAAGGAUUUGUCCGGAUUCGACCAGUUCUUGAACAAACUGCAGAAUCCCGAUCCGUUUAUUAAUCUGCAGUUGCGCUGGCACUCUGCCAAAUUCGGCGGAAUAGAAGUUGCCGUACCUCCGAAUUCGACACCGAACCCUUUCAUUUUAAACACCCUUAUUUCAUGUGCUUUAACUUUUGACCAGCCACAAAGGGCAGAUGCAUGGCUUGAUGUUCUACGAGCGACCGGAUUCAGUGAUACUGUCCCGACCCUGGGCGCUUAUCUCAGAUAUUAUUCGUUCCAGGCCAAUUGGAAAAAUGGCCGGCACGUUUUGAUGCGUGUUAUCUUCUAUCUUUUAUCCAGCAAGAACCACCCGGUUCACGAGAUUGAGCGAUUGAUAUUAUACAUGAUAAUAUUAUGCGAAUGCUGCAGUAAACCGGAAAUAGCCGAUUCUAUCAUCAGUGCAGCUGUGUCUUCGGGGAUCCGAUGGCAGCUAUCAGCUUCCGAAAGAGAUGCAAGGCCGGCGUUAUUGUGGGCGGCUCAAAAAUGGCGUGAUGCGAGCAUAUAUGCAGAGGAUGGCCUAAGCGAUCUCUCGCCUGGUGAAAAGUAUGUUCAAUUUGCGCGAAAUGUUGAACCCACGAUAAGGAGAGCCGUCGAAGAAUUCAUCCCAGAAGAUGACUUGACAAUCCAAAGAUUGAGGCUCGAGGAGAGUUUCAACAUGAAAUAUUACAAACUUAUAUCCGAUCACAAUGAUAAGCCUUCUCGCCGCGCCUGCUCUCAAGCUGGAAAUGAAUCAUCCUUAAGCGAGAUAGAAUCAACCAGAGCCGAGCUACAGAAAUUGCAGGGAAUGGUCAGGCUUCAAAACGCCGUCAUUGCAAAAUUAGAAGGUUUUGUCACCUCUCAACCCGAAAUUCGCGAUAAAGUAUUUGGACCACAGAACUGGAAACCCCGAGGAAAGACGAAAGAUUCACCGAGACGAAACCCAGGCGGUGUUCGCAGCAACCCGGCAGAUAAUAAAUACCGGCUGGUUUCUAUCUUUAAGCAGGGCAACUCAGAAUCCCCUACGGAAGAACCUGAAAAGCAACAACAUGAGAAUGCAACCUCGCAAAUCGGUGCAGUCGACGUCCACUAG
Messenger RNA from Uncinocarpus reesii 1704, 2193 nucleotides. RefSeq lists its product as uncharacterized. The transcript has a single exon. The coding region runs from base 1 to 2193 and encodes 730 amino acids. The record is from RefSeq and is a predicted model, not a curated record. Lineage: Eukaryota; Fungi; Ascomycota; Eurotiomycetes; Onygenales; Onygenaceae.